Messenger RNA from Microthlaspi erraticum, 1362 nucleotides. NCBI's taxonomy places the organism in Eukaryota, Viridiplantae, Streptophyta, Magnoliopsida, Brassicales, Brassicaceae. The record is from the annotation of a GenBank genome assembly.
AUGGCAAAAAUCAAACACGUUCUGUCUCCUAAACUGUUUCUCACUCUUCUUCUCACUGUAGCCGCAACCGCAGCCGCAGCUGCCGCUACCAAUGGUUUGGAUUCUCCUUCGUCCAAAAUUCGGCGUCCCUGGCCAUUCAAGAAGCUCAACAAACCGGUGGUUUUAAUGAUUUCUUGCGACGGUUUCAGGUUCGGUUACCAAUUCAAAACCGACACACCAAACAUCGACCUUCUCAUAUCGGAAGGGACCGAAGCCAAAUCCGGUCUAAUCCCGGUCUUCCCCACCAUGACAUUCCCAAACCACUACUCUAUCGCUACCGGACUCUACCCGGCUUACCACGGUAUAAUCAUGAACUCGUUUACUGAUCCGGUAACCGGAGAUAAGUUCAACAAAGGCCUAGACCCGAAAUGGUGGUUAGGUGAGCCGUUGUGGGUAACCGCAGCAAACCAAGGUCGCAAGGCUGUGACUUACUUUUGGCCAGGCUCUGAAGUUCCCAAAGAUUCUUGGACUUGCCCUAAAGAAUAUUGUCCACAUUUCAAUCUUUCGGUUCCUUUACAUGAAAGGGUCGAUACAGUCUUGAGCUAUUUCGAUCUUCCCGUGAGCGAAAUCCCGGAUUUCUUGAUGCUCUAUUUCGAUGAACCGGACAAGGAAGGCCAUGACUAUGGCCCCGAUGAUCCUCGGGUCACGGCUGCGGUCUCGAAGGUAGACACAAUGAUCGGUAGGGUCAUUGAGGGGCUGAAGAAGAGGGAGAUCUUCGAUGAGGUUCAUAUCAUAUUGCUUGGUGAUCACGGAAUGGUUACUAAUUGUGACUUGAAGACAAUUUACAUUGAGGAUUUAGCAGACUGGAUCAAGAUUCCCGCGGAUUGGAUCUACGCUUAUAGCCCGGUACUAGCAAUAAAUCCGAAGUGGGGCGACGAUGUGGAGAAUCCGGGAGAGAAGAACGCGGAAGUCGUGGCGAAGAUGAACGAAGCUUUGAGCUCAGGGAAAGUAGAGAACGGAGAGCUUUUGCAGGUUUACUUGAAGGAGAAGUUACCGGAAAGGCUGCAUUAUUCAGAGAGUUCUCGUAUUGCGCCGAUUAUAGGAAUGGUCGGAGAGGGUCUAGUGGUUAGACAGAACAGAACAGGCGUUCACGAAUGUUACGGAGAUCAUGGAUACGACAACAAGUACUUCUCCAUGAGAUCUAUCUUUGUCGGACAUGGACCUAGGUUUAGGAGUGGGAAGAAAGUGCCGUCGUUCGAGAAUGUUCAGAUCUACAAUGUUGUUGCAGAGAUUCUUGGACUCCGACCAGCUUCGAACAAUGGUUCUUCUUUGUUCACUAGGAACAUUCUCUCGCCCUUUGGAACAACAGGGGAAGUAGAAUGA